UGCAAACUAAAUGUUCUUACUUUUGGUUGAUGUAUGUGGCAAUUCUCUUUUCUAAAUUUCCCUCUUCGCAUCGCUUGCUACCUCUUUUUCGCGCCUCUUUUCACAAAUCAAAUCAAAAACAUCAUCAGCAAACUCGCAAUUAAUCGAACAUCUUACACAUAUGAAGUAACUGUUGGUGACCGAAAGAGUAAACAGUUGAUCGGUGCAUAACAAAGAAGAACAAUAACAUGGUUUGGAAUUACCCAGAAAUUUCUUUAGAAGAGCUGAUGAAUUUGGUAAAAGGGUUUGUAGAUAUAAUGAUUUUAGCAUCUGGGUAUCAAUCCUCCGGCCGUCUCGCUCACUGGGAUCCUCACAAUAUCAAGAAACUCUUCCAAUGGGCUUCCUUCUUUGAACAUGUGCUUGGGCAAAUGAGAAGCUCAGAUAUUUAUCAGGAUUCUAUCAAGGAACUUGAUGCCGCUAUUCAUGAAAUGGCGUCGAGUCCUUCUUUUCCUCAGGGUUUUGCAGAUUUAUCAAUUCAUACUCUCGAAAGGGCGAGAAAUUUCGUUGUAGGUCAUCUGUUUCAUACUUUGCCAUUGAGGGAUUCACAUCUCAGGGCUUUUCUAAUUGCAAUAGUUGAGAUGGAUCUUGAACAUAUUUCAAGUUCGGAGCAUGAUUGCAUAAAGGUAUACCUCGAUAAGCUGGCAAUGAACAAUAGCGAAUUUAACUCGCUUGUAGAAAGGAAGGGUCUUGUCAAGAAUUCAGCUGUUGAAUUGGAGGAUAUCGAAGCUAGGCAGACUGCAACAUGCACUGACAAUGACUUGACUAAGUUAACUAUUCAAGAGAUGGUUAGGAGGCGGUCUGCUGCAUCGUGUAUAAGAACAGUUGGGACAGGCUUAGAUAUCCUGUCAAGUGCUGUCAGAAGCAGCAGUUGUGCUGAUUUGGAUAAUAACUUAUCUAAAGAAGAACUAAAGAAUGAAAGAGGUCAAGCAUCAGUGGGGGGAAAAGAUCAACUGGCAGAUUUUAUUACAUGGAAUAAUUGGAAAUCAGUGAACCUUUCAUAUUUUAUUCACAAGAGAACUGUUAAGUUGGUCUCAGGUGCUAGUUUGAUAUUCUCUGGCCCUAAACUUUCCUGGGUGCAAGUUUUUGAACAGCUGAAUGCUUCAGAAAAGUGCAAGGAGGUGGAUGAUUUGUGUGAAACAACAGAACUAAUGCUGCUUGGAUGCAUUGCAAGUAAAUGGAAUCGCAUAAUCGAAUAUUUCAUGUCAGUUUCUUAUCACUCCUUCUCAAUCUCAAAACUGUAUCAGGAAGUCUGCAACUUGCUUUCAGGAAGAUCUGAAAGUUUUCAUUUGAAAGAAGAAUCACUGGAUUCAAAGGAAAAAGGAAUUCUUGAUUACUUGGCUGGUUUUCUGGACGGGCAGCUUCAUAAAUUGUGGAAACUCUCCCCGGUCCUUGUAGCUGUUGCAAUUCCAUUAUGGUCGCCUCUAUUUGUAAUGUAUUUAAAUGAAAUAGAGACUCAAUUGAAGGGAGAUUCUUCAGAGUUGAGGUUUGUAUAUAUGCUGCAGUUGUAUCCAAGAAAGGAAGAAGCACGAGGACUCAAAUGCAUCCAAUAUACAAGUCAUGUCUUGACUCAUAAAAUACGCUGAGGUACGACUGAAUCGGCAUGCUAAAUAGGUGGAAAAACUGGGAGGAUUCAAACUAAAUGGAGGCUUGAAACUGUCUAGUUUCUAAGACGAGUAUCUCAGUCAAUAAGCUGGAAUUUGUCCAUGCUGUCCUGCCACGUUAGCAUGCCAACUUAGCGACAGCUCAGCAGACAAUAAUCAUGAUUCUAUCAUUGGUAUGCUUGUAACUGAUUAUACAGUAAGUGAAAAGAGAUGCAAGUCAUUGUAUGAUCUGACAUUUUAAGCAGAAUUUAGCAUUUUGAGUA
This is a messenger RNA of Mercurialis annua (annual mercury), 1903 nucleotides long. RefSeq lists its product as uncharacterized. Lineage: Eukaryota; Viridiplantae; Streptophyta; Magnoliopsida; Malpighiales; Euphorbiaceae. The coding region runs from base 228 to 1622 and encodes 464 amino acids. Gene Ontology annotation, biological process: interstrand cross-link repair. The record is from RefSeq and is a predicted model, not a curated record. Gene Ontology annotation, cellular component: Fanconi anaemia nuclear complex. The transcript has 9 exons.